Messenger RNA from Sorex fumeus (smoky shrew), 1950 nucleotides. It is a transcript of the gene MPP4, whose product is annotated as MAGUK p55 scaffold protein 4. NCBI's taxonomy places the organism in Eukaryota, Metazoa, Chordata, Mammalia, Eulipotyphla, Soricidae. Gene Ontology annotation, cellular component: adherens junction; plasma membrane. Gene Ontology annotation, molecular function: protein binding. The transcript has 21 exons. The record is from RefSeq and is a predicted model, not a curated record. Bases 55 to 1950 code for a protein of 631 amino acids.
UUUAUUGAUCUGUUUCUUAGUUGUGAACUCUUUCUAGAAGCUUGAGCAGAGAGAAUGACACAGUCAGACAAAGCCAAAGGUUCAUCUGAGAAGUACAUGGAGUUUUCUACAGCAGCCAACCCAGAGAAUGGACUCUCCCAAAUCCUGAGGCUUGUGCUGAAGGAGCUGGAUCUGUUCUACAGUCGUGACGUGAUGGGUAUGAGUCUGCUGUAUGAUCUCCUUCACACGCCCUGGCUGCAGGCACUGCUGAAGGUGUAUGACUGCCUCCAAGAAUUUAAAGAAAAGAAAUUUAUUCCCCACAGCCUCCAUGCAAAGGCCUUGUCCUGUGAGGUUGCAGAGAUAUUACAUGAAACCCAUAGUUCCCCUGAGAUCCAAGAGCUGAGGCAAAUCCUCCAGGGUCCGCACUUUAAGGCCUUACUUAGUGCCCAUGACACUGUAGCCCAGAAAGAUUUUGAGCCCAUUCUCCCUCCACUGCCAGACAAUAUCCCUGAGAGUGAGGAAGCCAUGAGAAUUGUCUGUCUCGUGAAAAACCAACAGCCUCUGGGAGUAACUAUCAAGCGUCAUGAGAUGACAGGAGACAUCCUUGUGGCCAGAGUCAUCCACGGUGGGCUGGCAGAGAGGAGUGGUUUGUUAUAUGCUGGGGACAAGCUGGUGGAAGUGAAUGGCAUUUCAGUAGAGGGACUGGACCCCGAGCAAGUGAUCCAUAUUCUGGCUCUCUCUCGUGGUACAAUCAUGUUCAAGGUGAUUCCAGUUUCUGACCCUCCCACUAAUAGCCAGAAGAUGGUGUACGUUCGUGCCAUGACCGAGUACUGGCCCCAGGAAGAUCCCACCAUCCCCUGCAUGGAUGCUGGGCUGCCUUUUCAGAAGGGAGACAUCCUCCAGAUUGUGGACCAGAAUGACGCCCUCUGGUGGCAGGCUCGGAAACUCUCAGACAUUGGGACCUGUGCAGGCCUAAUCCCUUCUAACCACCUUCUGAAGAGGAAGCAACGGGAGUUCUGGUGGUCUCAGCCGUACCAGCCUCACACCCACCACAAUUCACCCAUAAUGAUUUCUAUGGAAGAAGAAGAUGACAUGAAAAUUGAUGAAAAGUGUGUGGAAGCAGAUGAAGAAACAUUUGAAUCUGAGGAGCUUUCUGAAGACAAGGAGGAAUUUGUGGGCAAUGGUCAGAAGCUCUUUGUUGCGGGCUUCCGCCGCAGCAUGCGCCUUUCCCGCCGCCAGUCUCACCGUGGCGCCCAGGCCUGCAGUGCAGCGUACGAGGACGUGGCGAGGUACCAGCGAUGCCCCUCUGACAAGUACCGCCCCAUCGUGCUCGUGGGACCUUCUGGUGUUGGAGUAAAUGAACUGAGAAGACAACUUAUUGAACUUAAUCCUAACUGCUUUCAAAGUGCUGUGCCACAUACAACUCGUUCCAAAAAGAGUUAUGAAGUUAAUGGACGUGAAUAUCACUAUGUGUCAAAGGAAACAUUUGAAAACCUCAUGUAUAGUCACAGGAUGCUGGAGCACGGCAAGUACAAAGGCCACCUGUAUGGGACCAGUGUGGACGCAGUGAAAGCAGUGCUUGAGGAAGGCAAGAUCUGUGUCUUGGACUUAGAGCCUCAGUAUAUUCAAAUGGCUCGAACUCAUGAACUGAAACCUUAUGUCAUAUUUAUAAAGCCAUCUAACAUGAGCUAUAUGAAGCAAUCUCGAAAAGAUGCCAAGAUCAUUACAGACUACUUUGUAGAUACGAAGUUCAAGGAUGAAGAUCUGCAAGAGAUGGAGGACUUGGCUCAAAAAAUGGAGGCUGAGUUUGGGCAGUUCUUUGACCAUGUGAUUGUGAAUGACAACUUACAAGAUGCCUGUGCAAAAUUGUUUUCCGCAGUUCAAGAGGCUCAGGAGGAGCCUCAGUGGGUACCGGCAGCUUGGAUUUCCUCUGAAACUGAGGCUUCAAGUGGUCUACUGUCCAAUGUUUAA